This is a messenger RNA of Lasiosphaeria miniovina, 1380 nucleotides long. RefSeq lists its product as uncharacterized. NCBI's taxonomy places the organism in Eukaryota, Fungi, Ascomycota, Sordariomycetes, Sordariales, Lasiosphaeriaceae. The transcript has 3 exons. Bases 1 to 1380 code for a protein of 459 amino acids. The record is from RefSeq and is a predicted model, not a curated record.
AUGAGACUCACGACUCUUCAGGCCGCCCUUGGCUCCGCUUCCAUCUUCUUCUUGGCCCAUCCGGCCUCUGCCGUACACCACGGCCAUCAGCAGGCUCAUGAGAAUUAUGGGAGGAGUCAAAGCCACAACCCCGAAGCCGGCGGGCCGAAGCUCGUAAAGAAGGGGACAUGCACCCUCCCGAAAGAUUCAACAGACCUCGUCUUCGUUCCUGGCGCCAGUAACAAUGGUUUUGCCAUGAGCCCAGACCAGACCUGCGACAGCGGCAAGUAUUGUCCCAUUGCCUGCGUGAGUGGCAAGGUGAUGCGGCAGUGGGACCCCAAGGCGAGCUAUGUCUACCCAGAGUCGAUGAAUGGUGGUCUCUACUGUGACAACGGCACGCCCAAGAAGCCCUUUGACGGAGAGCCUUAUUGUGUCUCUGGAACAGGCACCGUCAAGGCCGUAAACAAGUGCGGCAAAAUCGUGUCGUUUUGCCAGACCGUCUUGCCCGGCAACGAAGCCAUGAUCAUCCCCAACGAUGUCUCUUCGACGCUGACGCUUGCCGUCCCAUCAAUUGACUACUGGAACGGAUCUGCUGCACACUAUUAUAUCAACCCUCCCGGAACACCAUCUUCCGUUGGGUGCGUAUGGGGUGACCCGAGCCAGCCCAUAGGAAACUGGAGCCCCUAUGUUGCUGGAGCAAAUACCGAUGCCGAAGGUCGCACUUUCCUGAAGAUUGCGUGGAACCCAAUCUACACAGGCUGCGAGUUGGCCAAAACCAAGCCAUCAUAUGGCGUCAAAAUCGAAUGCCCCAAUGGCGGCUGCAACGGCCUGCCCUGUUCCAUCAACCCCUCAACCGACGGAGUGAAUGGACUGGAGAGUCCUGUUGGGACUGUCGGCGUCGGGGCCGCAACGUUUUGCGUAGUAACUGUUCCAAAGGGGGGUGUUGGCAACAUUGUCGUCUUCAAUACCGAUGGAUCUGGAGGAGACUCUGCCUCGGAGCCCCCCAAGUCGUCCGCACAGCCGUCGCCACCUCCCAAGACCUCGAGCUCAACAACCCCCCCCCCAAAGACCUCGACUACUCCUUCGACGACUCCUGCGACGUCCUCUAAGGCCCCCACUACCUCAGCCGAGGCCGAGUCUGAGGCGCCGUCGUCAUCAGCUAGUCCGACAAGCAGCUUCCGCUAUGGCGGUAUCUUCCACGAAAACUCGACCAGCACGGCGUCAGAAGCUGAAGACAGCUCGUCUCACGGCACGACGACUGGCGCUGCCCUGACCGCUGCGACGGAUACCGUGGCCCCUGUAUCUACGACCACUUCGAAGAACGAGGGUGCUGCAGACCAGAGAGGUGCCGCCAUGGCCGGCCUGGUUAUAGCCCUAGUGGCGGCAGCAGCAAUGUACUGA